UGUCUGUCAUCAAACGCGUACUAGCCAGCUCCUUACAUCGCCACUCUUUACCGCUUUAGGCGGUCGCUUCGACGAUAACGUGCUUGCCUUUUAUUUUUCCGAUUUCUACGAUCCGGAACGUAUCUCCCCCUUUCCUCUCUCGCUCCUUCUCGCUCUUUCCCUGACCCCACUUGCUAGUUCUCUCGCUCUUUCCCUCUCUUUUUCUAUCUCUCUCUCUCUCUCUCUCUCUUUUUCUUUCACGGAUACAGUGUCUCUCUGUCUCACACUUUCUCUCUCUCCCGUGCGAAGUUCCUCUGGAGAUUUCUGUGUGCUUCGUCGACGAUGUAAACAGAGUGAUAUUUUUUGGAAGAAAAAUUUCUAUUUCCUGCCUUUAUUUACCGUCACGAUCGUUUCUCUAUCACUGUUAUUGUUACCGCUGCUUUAGUGCGUACACGAAUGUGACGCACCUAUAGUUGGAGUAACCGCGCAUCAACAAGCAGCAUUUUCUUCGAUGACAUUGUCUUUUAUCGUUACACCAUCAUGAGUACGGCAUAAAUGUAUGCAAUUGUUGUACAAUGAAGAGAUCAUUGGUAGAAAUUACCAAGUAAACAUGGGAAUACCGCUGAUAAGUCCAGUAGGAAAAUAUUGAGCGCAUCGGUAGAGAUGCGCUUUGUACCAUUAGAAAGAAACUGAAUGAAUAAGCAAAAUUAUAAGGAAUGGUAUUCUAUUGGAUUCUACUGGAUGUUAGAUAAGCUGAAAAAUGUCUGGUGAUUCAGGAUGGAGCGCUGUUAUUCACCAUCCUUCGGAAUUAGAAUUGCAAAAUUGGAACUGGGAGGAAAACGAUGGAGAGCAGGAAAGGGAGCUCCCAUCGACUGUUGAUAUGGAUGCCAUAAAAGGCGGAGGUAGCUGGGACCCAACCACUGAACCUAAUGGAACAGAUUCGGUUGAUUCAGAAGAGGAUUCCGAUUCCGACGACGAAAGCUCAGGCGGUUCAGAAGGUAGCUGUUCUUAUUCGGAUUCAAAUUCGGACUCGGACGACGAGAGUAGCGGCGAGGAAGAGGAGGAUACAGGAUCCAAUUCGGAUUGUACGUCGGAGCACAGCGAACAAACGUUUUCCAUUCAGGAAACAAAUUUUGAAUCGGGAGCGCUUAAAUUAAAGAUUACUAUGAAAGGACCCAAAAAGGAGGAUUUGGAAAAAACGAAAUCCGAAAAAAACAGGAGGAACGUAUCGAAAAAAGUUAAGGCCAAUCGCGGGGCUAAGUCGUCCGAAUGCAGUAGCGAGGAUUCGGAUUCGUCGGAGAACCGGUUACCUUUGCAACACCCUCAACAACAGCAACAGACUCAGCAAUCUCAGCAGCAGCAACAGCAACAACAGCAGCAGCAACAUCUACCGCUUCAGGAGAUCAAUCAGGAGGAUUUAGCGGCCAUUUUACCGGAUCAAGAGCACGAAGACGCACCGUUCGACGGAUUUGAGGAUUCGGAAAGCGGUCGGCUAGUAUCGAAAGCAAUCGAACGUAUGUCGCUUGGAGCCGAUUCGGAUACCAGCGAGAAUGCCGAUCAAAACCCUGUACCUGUGUAUAGCUCCACUUUAUUACAGCAAUUUGUCGAGAAAACGGCUUUGCUAUCGGAACCGAGAAAAAGGCGAAGUAAAAUAGGGAAGAAGGUGAACGAUUCGGAAUAUCCUUGCGUCUCAAACGUAUCACCGGACUCGGGAAUUCAAUCGGUGGACAACAGUCCUUUACACCUAGCAAUUAGUCCUGUGAGUCCUCCAGCUCCGACGCAAUCACCGGUGCAACCAGUCGUUACGAAGCCAGCGGUGAACGUGGAUCGUGUUCUGUAUCCUCCGAAACGAAAGCCUGGGAGACCGGCGAAGACGGUAUCCGCGCAACCUCGAGGUCCUGGCAGGCCGAGGUUGAAGCCAGAAGUUGUGGAAAAAAUAGAGAAGAUAGAGAAGAUCGAAAAAUCUGGGAAGAACGAGAAGGGCGAAAAGAAGGAAGCUUCCUCUCAACAGCAAAAAGUUGUAAAAGAAGAAUGCAGUAAAAGAGGGAAAGUAAAGUCGGUGGUGCAACAGAAAACUGGCGCGCCUCGGAGCGAAAAAGAAGACGAAAGCGAAUCGGCUAAGAAGUUGAAAGAUAAAUCUGUUUGCCAAAAGAAACGGAGUUGUAACAUUUCCAAACAGUGUUCUCAGGGAAAGGUAAAUAGGAAGAGGAAUACAAAUUCAGCGAUGCGAGUCAAGUGCCUAAGUAGAAGCGUUACGAAUAAACACGGGAAGGAAGGGAUUAAAUGCAACGGCGGGACGUGUAAAAAGAUGAGGAAGGAUAAACCUGGUGGCGGGAACAACAAGGCGACAACUCCGUUACGACGGCAGAAACAGUUAGCCUGCGAUCGAAUAUCUGGCGAAAGGAAGGUGAUCAGUUCAAACAAGAGAAGUUUAAAGGAGAACAGAAGCGGUACGACGGGUCCUUUGGCCAAGAGACAAGCAUCGUUAAAGAAGAACGUCGCGCCGGUUACGCGACGCGUUUUAAAGGAGAAUAAGAACACUAAAAAAGCAACAACCGGCUUUGAAACUAACGGCGUUGGUGUGCAAACUCUGAUAUCAUUGCCGGUCGGCGAGGUGUUGAAAGCGGAGAAGGUGGAGAACGUGACGAACAAUAAAUGCGACAAGGCAACGCAACCAAUACACAACCAUUGCCAUAAACACCAUCAUCACAAGCAUCGACGACGAUUGCUGUUACCCCCGAAAAAUCCUAUACGCAUCCAUCCGUGUAUCAUACAAGAGCUGGAGAAGUUGAUCGAAGAAUUCUCAAGGUCUUGCAGUUUAGGUAGGAACAAUUCGAGCUCGGGAUACUCCGAAUUGCCGCAGAUCUUUCGCGUAAAGAAACUAACGAAGAAGAGGAAAGGCGACGUUACCACCAGCGACGAUCAGAAGCUGAAGAGACGCUUGAAGAAGGAGAAGACGCUAUCGGGGACCGAUUCUAAGAGCAGUACAAACGCGAGUACGAACUCGAAUCCGAACGAACAAAGAUUACCUUUGAAAAAGAGGCAUUACCACGUGUCGAGUCCGCACAGUUCACAAAGUUCGAACGGAAGCGGCACCGACCUGGCCUCGAACGAAGCGAACUCCACGGAAAGUCACAUAGAAGAAGCGAUCGAAGCGACGAUAACUAGAUACGGCGGUAGUUCAGCGUCUUUCUUCCAAGAGGACUCCGUUCCAGUCACCCCGAAGAAAAGACACAGGGACAGCGAAAACGCGAGUCCUGACAAGUCGAGUGCAGCCUCCUCGGAUUUAUUGGAAGAGAAACCGUUGAACCAAGUGGAAGUACAACCCCGCAGAAAGAAGAAGAUCGUGAAGGAUCUUCGCGUGACCGUCACUAAACUACCCGCCGAGACUCACGGCGCUUUCGACAAAAGCGACAAGCUCGAUAAGAGCGAUGGUAAAGCCGAGAAGUCGGAGAAAUCUUCCAGCGACUCGAAGAGCUUGAAGAGUCACGCGGAUAGGAACGGGAAAAGCGAAAAGACAGUUGCAGAAAAAUCGAUAAAAACUGAUAAAAGUCAGACUGAUAAGAAUGAAAAGAGAGAUGCGUCACCGGAACACGUUCGCUUGGACAAGAAUAUCAAAGUCGACGCGGCGGAGUUCCACGUGACGGAGAGCUUCGACGAUAGCGAAACUGCGAACGAAACUAAACCAACGCAAAGUAAUCUCAGUUCCAGCGUUCCAAAUCCAUUGAACUCUUCUGCUGUGCUGGUAUUGACCAAGAAGAAGAUGAGACGACGAAAGGCCAUCAAUCGUACCGGUUUUCCAACGCUGAAGAAGAAGAAGAAGAGAAUCCUGAAUUCGAACGAGACGGAUGGUACGAAAGGCGUUAAUGUAACCAGCGAGAAUGGUACGGACGUCCCUGUCGAUGAUCAAACGCCUAAGGAAGGAACCGAGGAUUCCACGAUGGACAGCAAAAGCACCUUGCUGAACGCUGAAAUAGAGGACGUGUUCAGCGAGGAGCUGAAACACGGCAACAACAACGCUGUAAGAGCGCAUUCGAAAUCCAGUAUGAAUUCCAGUCCAGAGAAUACCAGUGCCUUGGAUCAGGAGACGUCGUCCGGUCGCGAGCAAUCGGAGCCUCGUUCCGGUCAGCUGAGGGUUCGAAAAGACCUCGUCGAGACGGACAGCGACAACGGGUCCAACAAAUUAUGUCCCGUUAAGUUCGAGAAGAUUCAAGACUCGAGGUCGUACGACGAGAACGCGUCCCUGGAGGAGUCUCUCGAGAGAUACAAUUCCAAUCAAAAGGUCGGGGAAUUGAACGAGGAGAACGUGAAGAAACUGGAACGCGCGAGUUCCCAGGCGAAUAUCAAAACCGAGCAUUCCACAGCUUUCAAUGGAAACCAGAAGAAACGACGAGGUUCCUCGAGUCCUUGCAAUCUAGCUCCUAGGAACAUAAAGCGUCUGCGAAGCGCAGGCUACGACACGGAGAACGACGUGUUGUCCGGCAGCGAUAUCCUUCCGGAGGACCACGAGGUCGGCAAACAUUCGAGCUCGACGCACACCAGGAAGAAACAGUCCAGGUGGAGGAAGCGUUACUUUCAGGGCGGUAUUCUGCAGGACUAUGGUAAAGAUUACGAGUCAAAAACCCGCGGCAAUAUCGAGAACAUCAAUGCUUCUGGGAAGAAUAAGAUUGUCUGCGAAACUAACGAACCCGCGUCCGCCGCGUUAUUGUCCGCCACUUAUCAAUGUGGCAAAUUACUGCGGCAAAGAAAAAUGCCUUUUCAAUUACCUUACGAUCUAUGGUGGUUGCACACGCAGUCGAGACUGCCUAGCAGAGAGUCCGUACCGUCGUGGAAUUAUAAAAAGAUUCGUACGAACGUUUAUUACGACGUGAAACCGACUACUCUGUACGAAGCGCAAGCUUGCGAAUGCAAGCCGGAGAGCGGUUGCGGAGACGAUUGCAUCAAUCGUAUGAUCUUCAGCGAAUGUUCCCCACAGCUUUGUCCCUGCGGGGAGAAGUGCGAGAAUCAGAAGAUUCAGAAGCACGAAUGGGCACCGGGUUUGCAGAAAUUCAUGACCGAGGACAAGGGUUGGGGCGUUAGGACCCAACAGUCUAUCAAAUCCGGUGUCUUUAUUCUGGAGUACGUUGGAGAAGUUGUCUCUGAGAGAGAAUUCAAAUCCAGAAUGGCGACUAGGUACGCCAAUGAUACGCAUCAUUAUUGUUUGCAAUUGGACGGUGGGUUGGUGAUCGAUGGACAUCGCAUGGGAGGUGAUGGAAGAUUCGUGAAUCAUUCCUGCGAGCCGAAUUGCGAAAUGCAAAAGUGGAGCGUUCACGGGCUUCCCCGCAUGGCGCUGUUCGCUUCCAGAGACAUUAAACCUGGAGAAGAGUUAACUUAUGAUUAUAAUUUCGCCCUGUUUAAUCCAUCCGAGGGACAAGAAUGCAGAUGCGGUAGUAGCGCUUGCAGAGGAGUAAUUGGUGGAAAGAGUCAAAGAGUUUCAAAGAGUAUCGCUACUCUUCCGGCUCAAUGUGAACCCACAGAGAGAAGAUCCGUUGGGAGGCCAAGAAAGAACGUACGAAAGUCUAAUACUGUACAGUCGGUGAAUUCAAAGGGCAUUUGUAAAUCCCGCAAAGUGGGGGACACUAAUUUGAUUAACGCACCUGUUCUGAAACCCAUGUCUCAUCAACAGCGAUGCUUUGCUCAGCAACAUCAUUGCUUCUUAUUAAGAAAUUUAGAGAAAGUCAGACGGGUUAAGUCGUCGGUAAACCAGGUACAGGUACAGAACGGUAAAACGAAAUUUAGUAACGCGGGUACCGUGAAGGAGAAGAGCGUUGGCGAUGCUAAAAUCCAAUCCGAUGCAUUUUUCUCUCAGUUAACCGCUCUGACUAACACAAAUACGCGUACGGUCCGAACUAGAAGAUUAGCGCAAGCUCAGGACGACCCGGAAGUACAUAAAACCGCAAAGUUAGCUAAAGUGCUGAAGGAUCUUUAUAGCAUCGUUGCAACUGCAAACGACGAAAAUGGACAACUGCUGUGCACGCCGUUCAUGACGUUACCUUCCAAAAGAAAGUUACCGGAUUAUUACGAGAAAAUAUCGGAUCCUAUAGAUUUAACUACGAUCGAUCAGUGCAUCGGAACUGGUCAUUACAAAACGGCCGAGAAUUUUGAUCAGGAUAUGAUCAAACUUUUCGAUAACAAUAUUAGAUUCUUUGGUAGGACCUCGGAAAUGGGUAUCGCCGCGGCUAGAUUAAGGAAAUUGUAUUUGGGCAGCAAACCUGAUUUUGUGGACGCGAUUACGGACGCGACGGGCUGCCCUCCUUCUCAAGGUUUCUUACCUCCUCGAGGUUCAACGGCUGGCGAGGAAGAUGUUAUCAGAUGUAUUUGUGGCUUGCACAGGGACGAAGGUUUGAUGAUUCAGUGCGAGAGGUGUCUCGUCUGGCAGCAUUGCGAUUGCGUUAAAGCCGACACUAGCGUAGAAUCUUAUUUGUGCGAGAGGUGCCAUCCGCGUCCGGUGGAUCUGGAGAUACCGUUGGAAGGCGACGAGGAGGAAGAGGGAAAGAAACACUACGUUACUUUGAUGCGUGGCGAUUUACAGCUCAGACAAGGGGACACCGUGUACGUGUUGAGGGACACUCCAGAGAAACAUACGUACAAAACCAUUCAGAAACCUGAUUACGAGCAGAUGGAUAUCUUUAGAAUCGAAAGACUCUGGAAGAAUACAGAAGGAGAGAGAUUUGUAUUUGGUCAUCACUACUUAAGACCCCACGAAACGUAUCACGAGCCUACUCGAAAGUUUUACGAGAACGAAGUUGUCUGUGCUCCGCUCUACGAAGCUGUCCCGUGCGAUUUGGUUGCCGAACGCUGUUGGGUUCUCGAUCCUCAUACAUACUGCAAAGGACGACCGGUGGGUUCCACGCCAGAGCAUACUUACGUGUGCGAGUACCGCGUUGAUCGCGCUGCUCGACUUUUCACGAAAGUUGCCAGAGCUAGGCAUCAAGUCUGCACGAAACCAUACGCGUUCGAAACGUUUCCGCAGCGUAUCAAGCAUUACCGUACAUACUUGCCACACAGUCUCGAAGGAAUACAAGUUGGAAGUAAAAUGAAUAAAGAGAAGAAGAAAGGGAACAACCAGGACGCGGAUACUAAUCAGAAAUCGGAAACAAACGACAACGCGAAAACGCAGGUUAAAGAUCAACAAAAAUCCUCCACGAGUAAAGGUAGACGACGAUCGAAUGAAAUUUUAUCCAUCGCUACUCCUACCACAUCGUACGCUCAGCGAGAAGAGCAAAGAAGAAGGUUGAAUAACAUUUUAAUCGGUUUACUACAAAAGAUGCCGAAUAAAAAGGAUCCUUUGGAUCUGUCGUUUUUACUAGAAAGGAAUAGGCGGAAUCGUAAAAGGCCAGGUGGAUUGAAUCCGUGACAUUGGGUUAUACAUCAACGAUAAUACGGUAUUAUCGUACACGCGUAUGUGUUCAUGCUCGUUCAUGCACACACACACGUAACGCAUUGGUACUAUGGGCCACUAAUUUCUAUCGCAGUUACAUCUGUAAUCAAAGACGAUCUACCGAUCGGUUAUUUCGUUUCGCUACACGUAAAUUGAUGUCGUUUAAAUCGUCGUUUCGCAAAGGAAAACGAUAAGCUACGCGUUUUCGUCUCCUUACACUAUGACCCGUCCAUUCGUAUAAUUUAAUCUUAAAAAGUGAAUUACCACUCUUCUCGAACCUAAGCUAUAUCAGUCGAGAAUCUUUUUAUAUAUUGUUUUUACGUGUGUGAAACUAUAGAAAAUUCGUAGGAAUCAUGUUUCGAUUGAGAUUUUCUGUAGUUUCUUGUCAUCGUUUUGAUAUUUUUAGACAACUUCCUUCGCUUGCGUCAGAAGUUAGGUAUCGGGGUGAACAAAUGGGAACAGAAUCGAAUCGUUCGAUUCUGUUCGAAAUAUUUCACGGCGUAAUGUUACGCGACAUUUUUUUAUAAGUAUUUCGAUCGUAUAGAGUUUAUUUGAGUUCAUGAAAUGGAUCGACCGGGAUUGGGAAUUUAGAUUCCGGUGCCUGGAACAACGUAUCAAUCGAAUUGCAUAUAACGAGAGCUAUUAUUACUUCUAAUACAAUUCUAAUAUAAUUAGAAUCGUUAAAUUGUAUAAAAGUAAUUUGUAAAUUUCCCUCAUAGUGCAUAUAUUUUAAGUGUACAAAUUAUAUACAUAUUAAUUGGGAACGAGGUAUGCGACGCGACACGCAGUGACAGUAAGAAAAUCAGAACGCGCGGCGGGCGUCCAAGAACGAUUUGAAUAAGAGAAAGAAUAUCGAAUACAUGCGAGGCUUUAUUGCACAAAAAGUACCAUUAUAUUUUUCAUAAUCCCAGUGUUACUUUGAAUUAAGUGUAAUAUAUAGGUUUUUAAAUUAAUAGAUAAAACUCUACUAACAUAUUUAAUUUAUUCACUAUCGCGAUCGAAUAUAGCGAAUUGUUGCUAUAAAGACAAAUAUACAUACGCAGGAUUUCGUAUUUAUUAUUACAUUAUACAGUUAGUAAAUACAUAUUAUUGAAAGCUAUUUAAUACGUAUAAGUCUUAUUUACAAUAUAAUAUACAUAUAUAUGUAUAUUUAUAUAUAUAUAUAUAUAUGUUUCUACGCUUUGCACGAUGUCCGAGUUUGUUUUUAUCGAAUGAACACACACUACGGCUACCCUGUUUCUGUUUUCCAAUGUUAAUUACACAAGCAUGUCGUUCUAGCGCUAUCGUAAAAUCAUGUACGACGAAUUUCAAUGGCAUGGAAAAAGAAAUAUUUAUCUUUAUUCAUUAUUACUAUCGAUGAAACUAAUGAAUUUAGAAUUCGUUACGCUUUAAUUGAUCUUUUAUCGAACAUUUUGGAAAUGUUUUAAAACGCGAAUUUUAUUUAAUAUAUAUAUAUAUAAUCAUGGAAUUAACGCUUGUUCUUAGCUCACGGAUAACUGAAUGAUUUUGGAUUCUCAUUGAACUUUCAAUAGUUGUCUUAAAACAAAAAAGGGUAUCGUUCUUUUCUAGAAAUGAUCCAUUAAAAUCCAAGGAGAUCAUUGCAACGGAGCACGAAGCUUUUUCCGCAUGGAAUGGCAGAAAAGAGAAAUGUUAGAAGAGCUUAUAAUUUUACCGAUACAAUUACCUAUGCGAGCUACGAAUGAGAAUAUCUGCGCAAUUACACGGAAUAUGCGUUUAUAAAUGUCAUUAGAUAUACCAGAAUUGUGUACAUGUAAACCAGUUUGAAUUAAUUUAAACUCUUGUUCGUAGAUUAAACAAAAUGGUCAACAUGGUCGAUUACGUUGACGAUUGCGUUAAGCGUGUGCGAAGACUGAAUUACUGAUACAGGAUAUUUCUAGCAGGUAAUUGCGCUGAUCGUAUCUGGGUUGUAAAUAAUUUAAAACACGAAAUAAAUAGAAGAUAUUUUUUAUUUUUA
Molecule: messenger RNA, 9374 nt
Organism: Osmia bicornis bicornis
Lineage: Eukaryota; Metazoa; Arthropoda; Insecta; Hymenoptera; Megachilidae
Gene: ash1
Product: histone-lysine N-methyltransferase ash1
Exons: 12
Coding region: 740-7375 (2211 amino acids)
Cellular component (GO): nucleus
Molecular function (GO): protein binding; histone methyltransferase activity; chromatin binding
Source: RefSeq, a predicted model, not a curated record